AUGGAGUCGGAGGUCUCUAAAUUAAUCACCGGGAUUCUGUGCGACAACCACGGAUGUCUGGACUUCGAGCAGCUCAAUGAGCUCGCGCAAAAUAAUUUCGGCUUUAAAGUCGAAGACCUGCGGUCCAUUCUUUUCGACGACGGUAAAAUAGCGAUUCGUGAGGGCAUACAGCAAGUCCAUGGCGAAGGCCAACUCCGUCCAGACACUCUGGUAGUGGCUAAAACCAGCCUUGGGCUUUGUCAGAAAAAAGUGUGCUCAAGUUGCGAAAGUUUACACCUGUGCAGGUAUUUUGUUUGCGGAGGCUGCACGUUCAGGGAAAAGUGCAAAAACCCACACAGUCUGGCUUCUCCACACAACACAACGCUUUUGAGGAAAUAUGGUCUUCAAGGUUUGACAGAGAAACAGCUGUUCCAGCUGUUGCUGCAGAAUGAUCCAUACCUGCUUCCUGCGAUAUGCACACAUUACAACAAGGGAAAUGGGCCGUUUGGCUCCUGCAAACACACCACCUCCUGCACAAAGCUCCAUGUCUGCCAGCACUUCCUCCAGGGUGACUGUAAUUUUGGGUCUUCUUGUAAGAGAGCCCACUGUAUCGAUGCACAAGGAAUGAAGCUGUUUAAAGGAUUCAGCCCGGAGAAUGUUCAAAACGUUUCCAAGAUCUACAGAAAUAAACUCAUCAUCAUGGGCCAACAGCCUUCUGCUAUUGUUGUCCCAAUGGAUCCAAGGAUGAAGGCUGAUGUUCAGAAACCCGCUCCUCUUCCUCUCAAUGCCAACCCUGCAUCUCCCACCAAAACUAAACCCAUCAGUGACGCUGAGAGGAACGAAAUCUGCUUGUACAAUAUUCGAACUCAGUGCAGUUUCAAAGACAAAUGUGCUCGUGUCCACUGGCACCUGCCUUACAAAUGGGAGGUUUUGGACAUAAUGAACUUGACUUGGAAAGACAUGCCCAAUAUGGAGGAUGUUGAGAAGGCCUUCUGUGACCCAUCAUGUGAUGCGAGCUGCAUGAACCAACAAUUGUCUACUUUAGGAGUUAUACAAUCACUCUUUUGGAGCAUUAAGCAAUAUGUCAACUUUAAAACAAUGACCUAUGGAGGGUCUCCAGUUCGUCGCUUGUCCACUGCCUCUUCUGUCUUACAUCCCCCACACUUCAUUCUCACAACACAAUGGGUUUGGUACUGGAAGGAAGACAACGGGUCAUGGCUGGAGUAUGGACAGAGUGAGGGAGUCACAGUCACUUCUCAAAUACUUGAGAAACAGUACCUGGAAGACAGCAAUGGAAAGACUUCUUUCCAAGCUGGCAAACAUCAGUACGAGCUCUACUUUAAAGACGUAGGAGGAACCCAGCAGAUGUACCAGCAGAAUAUAAAAUGCACAACCAGGAGAGAGGUCAGGAGGAGGCCUCGCUUUGUGUCUGCUGAUGAUGUGGAAAAACUCAAAAGUGCACCACCACAGAGCUCCAGCAGCUCCUCCACAGCUGAAAAUGUCCCAUCACACUGGGAUACAAAAGCCCUGCCUGAUUUGGGAUACAAGCUUGUGCCUCUUUCCAACACCCACAAAGAGUUCGAUAUGAUCCAGAAGUUGUUCAGACGCACCUUGCCUCUCAGUAAAAUCACCAGCAUCGAAAGGAUUCAGAACCCCUCUUUGUGGAAAGUCUUUUAUUGGCAGAAGGAACAGAUGCAGAAGAGGAAUGGAGGGAAACCUGUGAAUGAAAAAUACUUGUUCCAUGGGACAGAUGACAGCCUGGUUGACGCCAUUUGUGAUCAAAACUUUGAUUGGAGAAUGUGCGGUGUCCAUGGAACGGCCUAUGGCAAAGGGAGCUACUUUGCCAGAGAUGCCUCCUACUCAGCCAGAUAUUCCAGCGCUAAAGGGAACGGAAACAAGAUCAUGUUUGUUGCUCUGGUCCUGGUGGGGGAAUGCACAAAAGGAAAGAGCAGCUAUGUCCGACCACCUCCGAAGAAAGGCAGCAGCGCUCUCUACGACAGCUGCGUUAACGGCGACUCCAGCAUCUUUGUAGUUUUUGAAAAACAGCAGAUUUAUCCAGAGUACCUUAUCAAGUAUGUGUAAGAAGUUUUGCAAGACCA
Messenger RNA from Nematolebias whitei (Rio pearlfish), 2078 nucleotides. RefSeq names its product poly (ADP-ribose) polymerase family, member 12a (gene parp12a). The coding region runs from base 1 to 2061 and encodes 686 amino acids. Gene Ontology annotation, molecular function: metal ion binding; NAD+ poly-ADP-ribosyltransferase activity. The transcript is spliced from 11 exons. Lineage: Eukaryota; Metazoa; Chordata; Actinopteri; Cyprinodontiformes; Rivulidae. The record is from RefSeq and is a predicted model, not a curated record.